Molecule: messenger RNA, 1053 nt
Organism: Lathyrus sativus (Indian pea)
Lineage: Eukaryota; Viridiplantae; Streptophyta; Magnoliopsida; Fabales; Fabaceae
Source: the annotation of a GenBank genome assembly
AUGGCUUUUUUCUCCUCAAAGACACUAGUCCUGACCUGCACCUUAUGCUUAUUCCUAUCUUUAGCUUUCGGCCGCGAGUUCUCGAUCGUGGGCUAUUCGUCCGAGGACUUACAGUCCAUGGACAAGCUCAUUGAACUCUUCGAGUCAUGGAUGUCGAGACACGGUAAGAUAUACGAAACCAUUGAGGAGAAGCUACUCCGGUUCGAGGUGUUUAAGGAUAAUCUAAAGCAUAUUGAUGACAGAAACAAGGUUGUUAGCAACUAUUGGCUUGGUUUGAAUGAGUUUGCUGAUUUGAAUCACCAGGAAUUCAAGGACAGGUAUCUUGGACUAAAGGUUGACUUGUCUCAAAGAAAAUCCUCAAAUGAAGACGAUUUCAUCUAUAGAGAUGUCGAUUUUCCUAAGUCAGUUGAUUGGAGAAAGAAAGGCGCUGUCACCGCUGUCAAGAAUCAAGGUCAAUGCGGUAGUUGUUGGGCAUUUUCGACGGUUGCAGCCGUGGAAGGAAUAAACCAAAUUGUGACAGGAAAUUUGACAUCUUUGUCAGAGCAAGAAUUAAUUGAUUGUGACACAACUUAUAACAAUGGUUGCAAUGGGGGUCUAAUGGAUUAUGCAUUCAACUUCAUAGUUCAAAAUGGUGGACUCCAUAAAGAAGAUGAUUAUCCUUACAUUAUGGAAGAAGGAACAUGUGAGAUGAAAAAGGAAGAAACUGAAAUUGUCACUAUUAGUGGUUACCAUGAUGUGCCACAAAAUAGUGAACAAAGCAUAUUGAAGGCUCUUGCCAACCAACCUCUCAGUGUGGCCAUAGAAGCAUCAGGAAGAGAUUUCCAAUUUUAUAGCGGAGGUGUGUUUGAUGGACAUUGUGGAAGUGAGCUAGAUCAUGGUGUUUCGGCCGUCGGAUAUGGAACAGCGAAAGGUUUGGAUUAUAUCACAGUGAAGAAUUCAUGGGGGGCAAAAUGGGGAGAGAAAGGAUUUAUAAGGAUGAAGAGAAACAUUGGAAAGGCUGAAGGGAUUUGUGGACUCUACAAGAUGGCUUCUUAUCCAACUAAGAAGAAAUAA